AUGUGGGUUUCAUCAAAACCAUCUCUUUCCGAUUCCUCUUCCUUAUCCUUCCGAUCUGUUCUCAACCCACUUCCUCUCCCGAAUCACAACUCCUCUCCUUCGAGAUCUUCCUCUGUUUCUCCGAUCCAAUCCUCUCUCCGUGACCUCAGAGACAGAAUCGAUUCAGUCAAAAACACUCAGAAGAUCACCGAAGCGAUGAAGCUUGUCGCUGCGGCAAAAGUCAGGAGAGCUCAAGAAGCUGUCGUCAACGGACGGCCGUUCUCAGAAACCCUAGUGGAAGUUCUCUACAACAUCAACGAACAGCUUCAAACCGAUGACAUCGAUGUGCCCUUAACCAAGAUCAGACCGGUUAAGAAAGUGGCACUCGUCGUCGUCACCGGAGACCGUGGAUUGUGCGGCGGAUUCAACAAUUUCAUCAUCAAGAAAGCAGAGGCGAGGAUCAAGGAGCUCAAAGGUCUAGGUCUUGAUUACAUAGUCAUUAGCGUGGGGAAGAAGGGAAACACGUAUUUCCUCCGCCGUCCGUACAUCCCCGUCGACAAAUUCCUCGAAGCCGGAACUUUGCCGACGGCGAAAGAAGCUCAAGCUGUGGCCGAUGAUGUCUUCUCUCUGUUUAUCAGCGAGGAGGUCGACAAAGUCGAGCUCUUGUACACAAAGUUUGUGUCUUUGGUCAAAUCAGAACCCGUGAUCCACACGCUACUACCUCUGUCGCCUAAAGGAGAGAUCUGUGACAUCAAUGGGAACUGUGUGGAUGCUGCGGAAGACGAAUUGUUCAGGUUGACGACGAAAGAAGGGAAAUUGACUGUUGAGAGAGAGACUUUUAGGACACCAACCGCUGAUUUCUCGCCGAUCUUGCAGUUCGAGCAAGAUCCUGUUCAGAUUCUUGAUGCUUUGUUGCCUCUGUAUCUUAACAGUCAGAUUCUUAGGGCUUUACAGGAGUCGUUGGCGAGUGAGCUCGCAGCUAGAAUGAGUGCAAUGAGUAGUGCUUCUGAUAAUGCAUCGGAUCUUAAGAAAUCGCUCUCCAUGGUGUAUAACAGAAAGCGUCAAGCUAAGAUUACUGGUGAGAUUCUUGAGAUUGUUGCUGGAGCUAAUGCUGCACAGGGUUGA
Messenger RNA from Microthlaspi erraticum, 1104 nucleotides. NCBI's taxonomy places the organism in Eukaryota, Viridiplantae, Streptophyta, Magnoliopsida, Brassicales, Brassicaceae. The record is from the annotation of a GenBank genome assembly.